AUGCGGGGCAGCCUUGUCAAGCCCGCCAGAAAUUAUUCAGCGUGCUACCCGCUUUCAGAAACCGAACACCCCCCAACGCCAACAUUCCUUCCUUGCUGGCGUGGCGUGUUUCCCCUCUUUGCUGCUGCGUAUAGAGGAGAGGCAAUUUGCAUCUCCACGCUUGGGACCUCUGCUGCCCUCUGCCGCAAAUCGGACCUGUCCUUUGCACCGUUGGCAAUCGGGCUGAGUCAGCGCACUCGUCGCAAUGAAUGCCCCCUGCACCGCUGGCUUCUUGGCGUUCAUGCAUCUGGUGGUGCUGUCGCCGUCAGCCACAUCCUCCUGCUCCAGGGCCCGGUGUGGUCCCUGACGGUCCCUCUCGUAGGUGUGCAUGAGCUCCUUUCUUGCUCUGCCUUACCUGCCACUCUGUGGUGUGCUGGCUCUCUCCCUCUCACGACGUGUCUCCCUCGACGCCUCGUGCUAUGUUCUGUGGACCGUGCUGGGCCCUCACGCCCUCCCUCGGUUGGAAACCAUGCCGGCGUUUGCGCCCUCAAGCGCUUACGCCGCGCCUCUCUGGACGGGCCCUCAAGCCCGAUCCAGUUGAUCGUGUCGCUCGCGCUUCGAUCGCCCCGCCCUGGUCUGCUUCCCCCUCCUUUUCCUCUGUUUUGGCUUUCGUCGCGUCUGCCUCUUUCUCCCUUUCUCGUUCCUUUUCUGUGUCCUUGCACGAUGGACUCUCAGAUGAUGCUCGAUGUUGACCUUGACGUCUCUGAUCAUGCGCUAGAAGAAUUCUUUGCAGAGAGCGAAGAACUUCAGUCUAAACGCCCUCGUGACGACGACUCUUCCUCUGCUUUCUCCCACCCCCCCAAGCGUGCCUCCUCUCCCGCCCCUAGUGCAGUGAUGGCGGAUCCGAUGCAAGCUGAGCCUGAGGUCCCGCCGCCUCGUCCUGCUGCCUCUCUUCCGCCACGAGCCCCUCUGCCCUCUCGUCCGAGUGGCGGUACCCGCGCGGCGGUGUCGUCUCCGGCGUUGGGUGCGAUUGGCGCCCAGCAGGAAACUGAGUCUUCGGCAGACGCGCCGUUCCCUCCCCCCCCUCCGACAUCUGCCCCUGUCACCUCCGCUCCUGUCCCUGCUCCUGUUACCCGUGCUGCGGCUCUGCGUGCACGUAACGCCCUUCUGCGCCGUUACACUGACGCUGUCCUCGAGUCUGUCACCAGGGAUCCGGCGCUCACUGUCACCAUUCUGAUGGAAGAGAAGUUCGCAGCGGAAAAGCUUCGGUCUGCGAUUCAUCUGGCGAUCAUGGCGAAAUUUCGCGACGAACAGUUCCCCGGUGGCGUGAUCCCCCUCUACGAGACCUCUUCUGGCGAUCUGCUUAAGCUGCCUCGUGCUUCCUAUGGUCGGCAGCUCUACGCCUGGCCGACCGCCGCCGAUGCUCGUGUCUUCCGCGACUCUUUCCCCAUGCGUGUGCGCCUCGCUGACGGGCAAUUUGUUGAGCUUCGUGUUUUUCAGGAGACGUCUCCUGGCUUCGCCUCAGCGAAAGCACAGGGUGCGACGACGAUCCUGGUCCGUAACCUUCCGGAUAACUGUGACAUCGCCCGCGUGCGUGCUAAGCUUCUUUCUGGCAGGACCGGCGGGCACAAGUGGCUGGCCACGCUGGAGCAUUUUCAUCGUGUGAAAAAUCCGUUUACGGGUUUCGAUCUGCCUCAGUUCGCCGGAAUCGUCACGCCGGUCACUGGUGAUCCGGACUUCGCUUUCCUCCCCCUUGUCCUGCUUCCCCCUAACCCUCUCCUGGGCGAUCCCAUGUAUGUGCACCUGUCGUGCCAUACCUGCGCCAUCUGCGCCAGCAACCAUCGCACCAAUGAUCACGAGGUUACGCCUCUUGUUUCUGGUUCGCUUCUCUUCUGCAUGGUCUGCUCUUUGCCCCCUUCCCCCCUUUACGUACCUUCCGGCUCUGCUUGGCUGGAUGGUCGUCUAUCCUGGGCGCUGGGCCCCGGUCAGAAUCUUGGACAGACGCCGGCAAUCAUGGCCUUCCGUGCGGAUCCUGGUCUCCUGCUCAUCGGCAUGGAGUACGCUGUGGAGCCCUGGACCUGCUCCCUCUGUGAUUUCGUCUGUGGCCCAGCGUUGGAUAGCGCCCUGGACCAUCUCCGCUCGGCGGAGCACGUCUCCAAGCUCAACAGCCCGGAGGGUGUGGUGGUUCCCCGCCUCGCCCAAGGGAACCAGAAAGCGGCGCGACUGGUGCAGCACCCUACUGUCGCCGCCUUCCUGGCAUCUCAGGCCAUGGCCUCUGAGGAGUAG
Messenger RNA from Closterium sp. NIES-65, 2265 nucleotides. NCBI's taxonomy places the organism in Eukaryota, Viridiplantae, Streptophyta, Zygnematophyceae, Desmidiales, Closteriaceae. The record is from the annotation of a GenBank genome assembly.